Molecule: messenger RNA, 2271 nt
Organism: Exophiala viscosa
Lineage: Eukaryota; Fungi; Ascomycota; Eurotiomycetes; Chaetothyriales; Herpotrichiellaceae
Product: P-loop containing nucleoside triphosphate hydrolase protein
Exons: 2
Coding region: 1-2271 (756 amino acids)
Molecular function (GO): ADP binding; protein binding
Source: RefSeq, a predicted model, not a curated record
AUGGGCGACGAUCUCUUUUGUGGUCGACAGGCCGAGAUCCAACAGAUGGAAUCAAUCUUGCAACCUCUGUCAGACGUUCUCGGCGCAAGCCGAAAGCUGCUCGUCCUCGGCGGCAUGGGUGGGAUUGGCAAGACUCAACUCGCGGUUAGCUAUGCCAAACGACAUCGUACAAGCUAUACGUCUAUCUUCUGGCUCGAUGCCACUUCUGAACUGAGCCUCAAGACGAGGUUACGCAACGUGGCCCACCGAGCAUUACCUCCCAGCACGAUUGGCGACUUUGACGAUGAGCGAAUGUCAUCCUACCUCUCCAACUGGCUCUCGGAGGACCAGAAUACUCGAUGGCUACUGAUUUUCGACAACUACGACGAUCCAGAACAGUACUCGGUGUGCAAAUAUCUCCCAUCUGUGGCACAUGGCUCAGUCAUUAUCACCACGCGACAACCGGAUCGCGUCCUUGGGGACAAGGUCCGGGUGCGAUCAUUAAGCAAAGAGGACGACAGCCUUCGUAUCUUGGCUCGUCGGUCAGAACGCGAGAACGUGGGAUCAGACCCAGAUGCUCCACGACUUGCUCAGAGGCUGGACGGCCACCCGCUAGCACUGGCUACGGCUGGAGCAUUUCUGAGUCAGUCUGCGAUCAGCUUUGGUCAGUAUUUACGACGAUACGAAGAGCGGUGGACUAUCAGUGAUGCGAUGGAGGAGUUGCCCGACUACCCUUCUCGUACGCUCUACAGCACGUGGUAUCUAUCAUUCAUGCACAUCGAGCAACAGAACCCGAGAGCAGCGAAGUUGUUGCGAUUCCUGGCGUAUCUCGACCAUCGAGACAUCUGGUUCGAACUCUUACACUGCGGGCGAGCAGGAACCCGACCUGCAUGGUUCGCCGAAGUCGAAGGCGACGUGUUCAUGUUUGAGGAUGCGAUGCAGACACUCACCCGUUACUGCCUCGUGGAGACGUGUCAUCAGACCGGGUCGUAUAGUCUACACCCGUGCGUACACGACUGGACGCUGAAUGCGUUGAACUAUAAGAUCGGCACGACGCAAUACUGGCUGGCGUUUGACUGCGUUACACACCACACUGACAAUGCCCACUGGGACGAUCUGUCCUCGAUCCGAUAUCUACGGUUCACUGGGCACGCCAAGCGGCUGGUGCACCCGCGAUUUCGUGCCGCGGCAUUCCAACAGCGGUUCAUCAAGAGUCGAUUGAACAGGAUGGUGAAUUUAGGACACCUUCUUUUGCAGCGCGUGCAGUACGACGCAGCUGAGCAAAUAUACUCGUGGGCACUGGAGCAUUACGAGAAGGGACUUGGGGUGGCUCACGCGUCGACGCUCGACGUCGUCCAUAGUCUUGGGAUUCUUUAUACUCAUCAAGGUAAGCUGGGCAAGGCAGAGACGAUGUACAUACGAGCGCUGGUCGGGCUGGAGAAGGUACUAGGAGUGGACCACGAAUCGACGAUUUUCGUCGUCCAUAACCUCAGUAUGCUUUAUAGUGAUCUAGGUAAGUUGAAAGAGGCGGAGACGAUGUGCUUACGAGCGCUGGCUGGAAGGGAGAAUUUGUUGGGACCAGACCACCGAUUGACACUCAGUUCGGUCGUCAGUCUUGGUGUGAUAUAUCUUGCUCAAGGUAAGCUAGGCGAGGCGGAAACGAUGAACCCACGAGCGCUAGCCGCGGGGGAGAAGUCACUGGGGUUGGUACAUAAGUCUACGCUCGAUUCCGUCAAGAACCUCGGUGAUGUGUAUCGUGACCAAGGGAGGCUGGACGAAGCGGAGAAGAUGUAUAAACGAGCACUAGUCGGCCAGGAGAAGGAGCUCGGCUUGAACCUCCGGUCGCCACUGGUGAUUCUCAUGAACAUUGGAACUAUAUUCUGUCUACGGGGAGAGCUAUCCAGAGCCGAGAGUGUGUACCACGAUACAGUUUCUGGGCUCAGACGUACAUUGGGAGCAAACCACAUCGACCCCCUUGACGCAUUCAACAAUUUGGCCAAUCUCUACUGUGAGCAGGGUAAAUUGGAAAAAGCCGAAGCACUCUACGAACAAGCUUUGACUGGGAUCACUGUAGCUCAGGGGAGACAUCAUUACUUCGUUUCAGGGGUGCUCAACAAUCUGGGACUCUUAAACGCUGAGCAAGGCAACGCAGGCGCUGCUCGAAGGCUUCCAAAAAUCACUGGGACCAGAGCAUUAUCACACGCGAAUGGUGUGCUACAACCUUCAGCAGCUGGACUUGGGAGACGCUGCCGACACAUCACUUUCCAGCACAGGAGUAAUAGAUCAUGUUAA